CGAAUUUGGUCCACCUCUAAGAAGAAGCAGAGAAGAACAUAUAUUUAUAUAUAUGUACGAAUGCAAAGUGCAAGAUUUUCCUGAAUUUUCCUAUGAAAAUGGACGCCGACAGCAGUGGAUCUGUGCACCGAGAUUCCCACGGCUCCAGGUCGCGUUCCCGGCGUGAGAGGGAAACCAAUGGCCGGGCAAGGGACAAGGAGCGGCCAAGGGAGCAGCACAAGGUGCCCUACUUUGCAGACGAUGUGCGGGAACAGGACCGAGUGAGAAGACUGCGUCAAAGAUCGCCCCGAACAACCAGACGAUCCAGCCCGCGGUCUAGAGCCAGAUCCAGAUCCAGAUCCCAGUCAUCUGACCGGGAGAGCAGGCACAGAAGGCAUCGCCAACGCUCGCGGAGUCGGAAUCGCAGCCGGAGUCGCAGCAGCGAACGGAGGCACCGACCAAGGAGUCCUCAUCGGUACAAUCCGCCGCCAAAGAUCAUCAACUACUAUGUGCAAGUGCCAGCACAGGAUUUCUACGGGAUGUAUGGGACAUAUGCCAUGGGGCCACCGCCAAGAUUUGGAUACCAGCGUCCGUCGCGUCCACCACCCUUUCCCCCUGCCACCUACAGAUUCCGCCAUCGUCCACCGUUCCUGGGAGCGCCCCGAUUUGGCUACAGAAGCGCGUGGCAACCACCACAUUAGACAGACAACAUUCGACAUAAUUACAAAUUUAUUUACAU
Drosophila subpulchrella is the source of this 718-nucleotide messenger RNA. Its product is annotated as female-specific protein transformer. Lineage: Eukaryota; Metazoa; Arthropoda; Insecta; Diptera; Drosophilidae. The record is from RefSeq and is a predicted model, not a curated record. The coding region runs from base 93 to 680 and encodes 195 amino acids. The transcript has 3 exons. Gene Ontology annotation, biological process: female sex differentiation; mRNA processing.